AUGGAGGCAGAAAUUGGAGUGAUGUACCUACCAGCCGAGGAACACCAAGAAUUGCUGGCAACACCAGAAGUUAAGACCGCUCAGGGGCCAGUGCCGGGCGCAGGCUGUAAGACCUGCUACUCCGGGAGGACGCCGGCGAGCACUUGUGAGGGCGCCGACACGAGGGACCGCAGCGUGACCGGCGGCACGCAAGACCCUGAUGGACGGGAGGGGGCUUCGGGCAUCUCUGUCCUUUCCCUGGAGCAGCGACGGGACCGCAGUGGGGGCUGUCAGUUCCCUACGCAGGUCUGGAAGGUCGGCCAGCGGAGGGCGAGGACCCCGCACGGGGGUGCGGAACGUCCACCGGCAGCGCCGGCCUCCCGUCCCUGCGCACGCGCGGCGCGGUUAGGCGGCUGCCGGUACCCCAAGGCCAGCGCGCAUGUCUCCACGCCUCAGCCUUGCGCGGCGGAGGGAGGUGGGGCUGUCGGCCGCUGCCGGGCCGACGACUGCGCGCCGCCUCGCGGCUUCUCCGUGCCCCACCGCAGCCCAGUUUGGUCUAGAAAGGCCCACGAAACCGCCGCCGUCGCCGCCCCCCUCCAGCCCCUCCCUGUCGCGUAUCCUUCCGUCGCGGUGCCCCCCGCGCCCCCCCGUUCCCCCCCGGCCCUCGCCGAGGAGAAUCCCAGUACGCAGGCGCGCCCCCGCCCCGCUCCCUCCCCGCCCCUCAUUGGAGCGGAGGCGGCGGCGCCCCCUCCUUCCCCCGCGCCCUGUCGCCGCCGACAGUGUCUUUUCGCCGCCGCCGCCGCCGCUGCAGGAACGCGGAGCGAGCGGCGCAAGCGUGACCGAGGGCCGGGCGCACGGCGGCGGCCCUCCCGCGGGUCCCGGGCUGCGCGGCGCCUGGGCCCGCCCCCUCGGCCCUGCCGCCCGCCCCCUCCGAUGGCCUCUCCCGCCGGCCCGAGUGGAACGCCGCCGCCGCGGCCCCCGCGUCCGCCCCGCGCCGCGUGA
Orcinus orca (killer whale) is the source of this 981-nucleotide messenger RNA. Its product is annotated as translation initiation factor IF-2-like. The record is from RefSeq and is a predicted model, not a curated record. The coding region runs from base 1 to 981 and encodes 326 amino acids. The transcript is spliced from 3 exons. Lineage: Eukaryota; Metazoa; Chordata; Mammalia; Artiodactyla; Delphinidae.